This is a messenger RNA of Miscanthus lutarioriparius, 1068 nucleotides long. The record is from the annotation of a GenBank genome assembly. NCBI's taxonomy places the organism in Eukaryota, Viridiplantae, Streptophyta, Magnoliopsida, Poales, Poaceae.
AUGGAGGGAAGGGAGGGCAUUGCAGUGGCAGGUGGCCAUGAAUCCGGCCACGGUCUGUUUAGAGCAGACAUCUCCAUGACAGAGGCGCAUGAAGCAGCGAAGGGGUACCACUUCUCUCCCUCCUCGCCGUCGACGUCCCCCACUCCGUCCCCGCCACCAGCUGCUGCGGCUGGCCACGGUGGGGAUGCCACUCCAACUCCGCUAGCCUGGAGUCUGGGUGGGGACAAGCCGAGCGAGGCCGCCGGGAACAACGGCGUGCAGACGGCCGCGCAGACUGAGCACGCCAACCUGAGCUCCGGACGCCGCCGGGGCCGGCCGCGCGGUUCCGGGAGGCGCCAGAUCCUCGCCACCCUAGGGGAAUGGUACGCCCUGUCAGCCGGAGGGAGCUUCACACCUCAUGUGAUCAUCGUGGGUACUGGGGAGGAUGUGGCGGCGCGCAUAAUGUCGUUUUCUCAGAAGGGUCCACGCUCGGUCUGCAUCCUCUCUGCAAAUGGGACUAUCUCUAAUGUAACACUGAGGCAGCCGGAUCCAUCUGGUAGCACCUUCACCUAUGAGGGCCGUUUCGAGAUUCUGCAAUUGAUGGGCUCCUUCACAAUGGCUGAGGAAGGUCGUCGGAGAACCGGGGGGCUCAGUGUCUCUCUUGCUGGCCCUGAUGGCCGUGUAGUUGGCGGUGUAGUGGCUGGGAUGCUGCGUGCUGCUAGUCCUAUACAGGUGAUCGUGGGGAGCUUCCUGCCCAACAGUCUGAAGCAGCAUCAGAGGAGGAUGAGCUUGCAGCAGCAGCAGCCACCUGCUGUCCCGGCACUACCAGCACCACCAGCACCUGUGGCUCCCCCUCCUGUGCUCACUGCCGCUAUGCCAAUCUCCCAGGCAGGUCCCGGCAACGGCUUCCACGCACCGCCACCCUCCGCCGCCCCGCCUCCACAACCCCAUGGCAGCACAGAGCACGGCACCAUGAACCUGAACACGACGACGGGGGGCUUCACCAUGGUUGGCUGGCCUGCGAGCUCCCCGCCCAUGCUGCACAGGGCCUCUCCUGACAUCAACGUCAGCUUGACUCCCCAGGAGUAG